CCAAGAAUUGGGCGAAUUAUUGCCACGAAUGACCGUUUUUUCUUCUUCUUAAAAGUGCCUUCUCUCUCUCCGCGUUGAAAGGCGAGCGUCCGACUGCACGUUUCAGGAAUCCCGUGAUUUACCACCUCGUUGAACACAUCACAUACGGGAUGUUUCACAGACUGAUUACCUCUGAUUAUCAAGAGUCUGUGCAAAAGAAUUCCCAGCAUGCAGUGGCUUUCACAUCUCUACUAAUACUUGCUUUGGUCAGAAAAGGAGUUCCAUGACGCUGCAAAGAGGAACGAGCCGGACAAAAUGCAGGAGCUGAUCAGGAAGGGUGUGGACGUCAAGGCCAAAAAUAAACUCAACCGCAAAGCGCUGCACUGGGCAGCGGGAGCCGGGAACGAACAGGCUCUCCGUCUCCUGCUGGACCACGACACCGACGUUGAUGAGAGGGACACUUUUGGCAUGAACGCUCUGCUUCUCGCCUCCUGGUUCGGUCACCUAAAGGUCCUGCAGAUCCUGGUGUCCUGUGGGGCGAAGCUCAACUGUGAAAACAAAGAUGGUCUAAGCAUGCUGCACUGUGCUGCCCAGCGAGGCCACAUCCGAGUAUUGGAGUUCAUCAUGGAGGACCUGGAAGGCGUCCGCCUCGACAGAGUUGACAGGUCAGGGAAGACGGCUCUUCACCUGGCUGCUGAACAUGGACAAUUUGAAGUGGUGGAGUUUCUGAUUGGAAUGGGCUGCACGCAUGGUUUGAAGGACAAGGAAGAAAACACAGCCGUGCAUCUGGCAGCCAAGUGCGGGAACACAGAGGUCCUGCAGAAGAUGGUGGAGACUGGAGUCGGCGUCGACGAGAGAAAUAUAGACGGUCUCACUGCAUUGCACCUGGCAGCUGAUGGAGGUCACUACGAAUGUGUCAAACUGCUGCUGGAGUCCGGCUGCAAUGCCAACGCACAAACGAAUAAGAAUAUGAAUGCUCUCCAUUACGUGGCUCUGCAUGGCUUUGACCGGGAAGCCAGUUUGCUGCUGGAGGCCGGAAUCAACAGAGACGCUGUAGACAAUCAACACAACACAGCGCUCCACUUGGCUGUGUUCAACAACCACACCAAGGUUUUACGGCUGCUCAUCGAUGCCGACUGCGACCUGGACAUCACGGACAGUAGACAACAGACUGCUUUGCACAUCGCGGCAGAGCACGGCUGGCAGGGCCUGGCUGAGAUGAUGCUGAUCUCUGGCGUUGACCUCAAUCUGACCGACAAGCAGGGGAAAAGGUGUCUGGAGGUGGCAGCCAGAGGAAACCACGUCAUCCUGGUCGACAUGAUCAUCAAAGCUGACCGUUUCUAUAAAUGGGAGAAGGAUCAGAUGGGCAGCGAGCAGGACUCCUGGGUGGGGAGACCGCUUAGCUUCAAGCAGGAUCACCAGCCAGAGACCCAGCACCUCCGGUCCGUCCUGUGGAGCCUGGCGACCAAGCACCUCUGCCGUGGCGAGUGGAAGAUCCUGGCGCAGCACUGGGACUUCAGCAACGCACAGAUACGAGCUUUAGAACAACAGUGGACCGGUAUGAAAAGCUUCAAAGAGCAUGGCCACCGAAUGCUGCUGAUCUGGUUCCAUGGAGUCGUGAUGGCGGGGGAGAACCCGAUCAAGGGCCUCUAUGAGGGGCUGGUGGAAAUCUCACGGACAGACUUGGCAGAGUGCAUCCGACAGAAGGCAAACGCAGAGACCAGCUCUCCCAAAAUGUGCUCUGCAAUGUGAUCAACGCUGUGUGACCUAUUUCAACAGCGCUGUAGAAAGGUCUGGCUCUGCACAUUAGCAUUCUGGUAUCUGUUUUAUACGUCUUUUAAAUCAAUUACAAUUGUCUUGGGCGGCGGUGUGAAGCACAGGAUCCAGCGGCGAUGCCCUUCAAUGGUAGGCUGAUACACACGGUCCACAAGUCAAACCACAAAGGCAACACAACAAAUCCAAGACUUCAGUUCACCUAUAGGCUCUUUAACUGUAAAUGCCCAUGAAAAAAAGCGUUUUAUCAUCCGUGGCAUUACCUGUUUGCAUAGUCACACACUGAUUUUAGUUCACAGAAAAUGUAUUUUAAGGUUCGUGAAAAAGUAAAAAGUACCUGGUGAAAAUGAAAAAUAACAUUUCUUGUUUUGUUUGUUUUAAUACAUGCAGUAACACCUGCUGGCACUACUCAUACUGUACUGUUGCUUUGUACACAAAGGGCUUUUCAUCACAUUAUGACAAGUCGUCAUUCAGCUAACGAUGAUUUAAUGCUUCCGCCUGCAAAUGUUUCUCAAAGUUCCUCCUCCUUAAAGCGGCAUUCAGUGAUUUAGGCAGGGCAAAGGCUCCAAAACACCCCCCAAAAAAUAGUUGUUAUGGCUGAUAUGUUACAUUAGCAAAAAGUUGCCCUCUUACAUGUCCAGCAGUCCCUGACGGACAACUGAUACUCUGCUGGUCUGAGCUUGUUGGGGAAGGACUGACCAGAGUGACGAGGAAGGAGAUCGGAGUCACACUUGAAAAACAUUGGCAAUCUUUGUUUGUGUCAAUGAAUAAAAGCACAAAAGUGCUGACUAAUUUACAGGUUUUAAGGACUCAUUCCUGCAGCACUCAUAGCAAUACAUAGUAUUAAUAAUUAUAGCUGCAUGUCUUAUUCUAAAUAUUUAUUUCAGAAAGUCUGCUUCAUGACCCUUUCAUUUCUGCCACUGCCCUCACACCUCUCAUGAUAACAUGCCCCAAGCAAGCUCAGCAACUGCUCAUAGAUUGAAGCAGCUAGCACCUGUUAGCCAGAACAAUUAUAAUAAUGCUACAAUGAUUAGCACAAAACACAGACACACAGUAAACAAUUAUUCACUUUGCUUAACAAGGCUGGACAUGUUCUCUAUCGGGCCUGCUAGAUGGGGUGGUACUGUCAUUGAGCGUACUCAAUGACAUUCUGCAUUGUUCUUGCUAGCUAGCAACAGCGAGCUAGCUAAAUGUCUUAGCAGUUGCUGAGCCUGCUGGCUAAGAGGCAGGAGUAAUGUGAGUUA
Messenger RNA from Cyclopterus lumpus (lumpfish), 2996 nucleotides. RefSeq names its product ankyrin repeat and death domain containing 1A (gene ankdd1a). Gene Ontology annotation, molecular function: protein binding. The transcript is spliced from 15 exons. NCBI's taxonomy places the organism in Eukaryota, Metazoa, Chordata, Actinopteri, Perciformes, Cyclopteridae. Gene Ontology annotation, biological process: signal transduction. The record is from RefSeq and is a predicted model, not a curated record. Bases 295 to 1731 code for a protein of 478 amino acids.